Messenger RNA from Helianthus annuus (common sunflower), 3183 nucleotides. RefSeq names its product NAD kinase 2, chloroplastic. The coding region runs from base 244 to 3024 and encodes 926 amino acids. The record is from RefSeq and is a predicted model, not a curated record. Gene Ontology annotation, biological process: NADP+ biosynthetic process; NAD+ metabolic process. Gene Ontology annotation, molecular function: NAD+ kinase activity. The transcript is spliced from 8 exons. NCBI's taxonomy places the organism in Eukaryota, Viridiplantae, Streptophyta, Magnoliopsida, Asterales, Asteraceae.
GUCCGAUUGGUUGGCGGAAAAACAUUGCUGGUUGGAGAUAAAAACUUGUAAACUUGUCUGGCGGACCCUCCUCCAAUUGUCACCAUCAAAACAGAAGCAUCAUCCCGAAAUAACUGAAAAUAAUAAUAAUAUCAAGUCAAAGAAUCACAGCACAACAACAACAACAAAUCACGAAUCACACACACCACCACCACCUUUCAUCUCUUGUUAUUAUCCACUCAACAUUUCUAUGGUGCUGCUGGCAUGGCCUCAAGCUCAUGCCACUCCCUCUUCGUCGACAUGAACCGAACCGUUUCCAUUGUUCAUACAUUCACCCCCAAACCCCACCCCUUUGAGCUUCAACGGGUCAUGACCAAGUGGCGGGUACCUGAACGACGUCGUCUUAGUGUGGUUGCUGCUGCUGGUGCUGAGGUUUCUAAUCCUUUUUCUGUUAACAUUGGUUUGGAUUCUCAGACAUACCAAUCCCACAAUUUGACACAGUUACCUUGGGUGGGCCCGCUUCCGGGAGAUAUAGCCGAAGUUGAAGCAUACUGCAGAAUCUUCAGAGCUGCCGAAAGCCUGCACAAUGCAUUAAUGGACACAUUAUGCAACCCGCUUACAGGUGAAUGCAGUGUUUCUUACGCUUUCCCUUCAGAGGACAAACCAUUACUCGAAGAUAAGAUAGUAACCGUUCUCGGUUGCAUGAUCUGCCUGCUGAACAAAGGACGUGAAGAUCUGCUAUCCGGUAGAUCAUCCGUCAUGAAAUCAUUCAGUGUUUCGGAUAUAGACGUAAUGGAAGACAAGCUUCCACCACUCGCAGUUUUCAGGCGUGAAAUGAAACGGUAUUGUGAAAGUUUACACAUUGCUCUUGAAAUCUUUUUGACAGCAGACGAUUCUAGAAGCCGCGUCGUUUGGAGGAAACUUCAACGGCUGAAAAGCGUUUGUUAUGAUUCGGGUCUUCCCCGUGGCGACGAUUAUCCGCCUCAAUCGUUGUUUGCUAACUGGAAUCCUGUUUAUUUAUCUACGUCUAAAGAAGAUAUCGAACCUAGUGAUUCCGAAGUUGCGUUCUGGAGAGGUAGUCAACUGACGGAGGAAAGUUUGAACUGGUUGCUUGAAAACGGGUUUAAAACGAUCGUUGAUCUUCGAGCAGAAAGUGUUAACGAUGUAUUCUACGAAACCGCAUUGCAAGAAGCACUUUCGUCUGGUAAAAUUGAGCUGAUCAAGCUUCCGGUUGAAGUGGGGACCGCACCAUCGUCAGAGCAGGUCGAGACUUUUUCAACUUUAGUUACUGACUCAAUGAGAAAACCGAUUUAUCUUCAUAGUAAAGAAGGCGUUUGGAGAACGUCUGCAAUGGUUUCUAGAUGGAGACAGUAUAUGUCUCGAGUCAGCUCACCGAGUAACGUUAAAAAUCGCGAUCAAACGUCAGAAGAGAAGUCACAAGUUUCAUCAGACUCAAAAGCAAUGGAAAAGGAUAAUGAAGAAUCUUUAACUGCAAGUAACAAUUAUAAAAGCACCAACGGGGCUUACACGAAAACGUUGAAUAACGACGAUGAUCAAGACGGGAUUCGGGUUGAUUUCAGUGCGAAUCCUAUCGAAUCCCAGUUACCACCCUGCAACGUUUUCUCCAGAAAAGAAAUGUCCAUGUUUUUUCAAAAUAAAACGCGUUCGCCUUCAACAUAUUUCACUUUCGAACGCAAACGAUUAGAGAACCAAAUGAGAUCGAGGAAGAAACAUAACUACAACGGGUCGGUUUCUAGCAUCAACAAUUCCGAUUCAAGUCAUUCAACAAAUGGUUCUGCAAGCAAUGGCAGUUUACCGACUUAUCAUGAUCAAUCUCGUACCAGUUUGACAGAAUUCAAUGAUGCAGACAGGCACGCGACGGGUGUCACACGAACGGAUAAUCUAGACGGGUUAAGUAAUGACGAUGCAGAACCGGUUGAGGGAAAUAUGUGUGCUUCGACAACCGGUGUUGUAAGAGUCCAAUCACGAAAGAAAGCGGAGAUGUUUUUAGUGAGAACCGAUGGGUUUUCGUGCACUAGAGAAAAAGUAACGGAAUCUUCGUUGGCUUUCACGCAUCCUAGUACCCAACAGCAGAUGCUUAUGUGGAAAUCGUCACCGAAAACUGUGUUACUGUUAAAGAAACUUGGUGAAGAGUUAAUGGAACAAGCUAAAGAGGUUGCCGCUUUCUUGUAUCACCAAGAGAAUAUGAAUGUUCUUGUGGAACCCGACGUUCACGACGUUUUCGCAAGAAUACCAGGGUUCGGGUUUGUACAGACUUUCUACAGUCAAGACACUAGCGAUCUUCAUGAGAGGGUUGAUCUGAUUGCGUGUUUGGGUGGAGACGGGGUUAUUCUGCAUGCAUCAAACUUAUUUAGAGAUGCUGUUCCUCCAGUUGUAUCAUUCAAUCUUGGAUCUCUCGGUUUUCUAACAUCUCAUCACUUUGAAGACUAUAGCCAGGAUCUAAAACGGGUCAUUCACGGAAACAACACACUGGAAGGUGUGUAUAUAACUCUUAGAAUGCGUCUUCGUUGCGAGAUAUUUAGAGAGGGGAAAGCCGUGCCAGGAAAAGUUUUCGAUGUGUUGAACGAGGUUGUGGUUGAUCGAGGCUCUAACCCGUAUCUUUCCAAAAUCGAGUGCUAUGAACAGGACCGUCUUAUUACCAAGGUACAAGGUGAUGGAGUCAUAGUAGCAACACCUACAGGGAGUACAGCUUACUCUACAGCUGCAGGCGGUUCAAUGGUUCAUCCAAAUGUUCCGUGCAUGCUUUUUACGCCGAUCUGUCCACAUUCCCUCUCGUUCAGACCCGUUAUACUUCCUGAUUCUGCGCGUCUUGAAUUAAAGAUACCAGAGGAUGCGCGAAGUAACGCGUGGGUGUCAUUUGAUGGGAAGAGGAGGCAGCAGCUUUUGAGAGGCGACUCGGUGCGUAUAAGCAUGAGCCAGCAUCCGCUUCCGACGGUCAACAAGUUUGACCAAACGGGCGAUUGGUUUCGCAGUUUGAUUCGAUGCUUGAAUUGGAACGAAAGACUAGAUCAGAAGGCUCUUUGAUUAAAUUUUUAUACCAAAUUUUAUUGUAAAUCUAGUGUACAUAUCAUACAGGUCAGUGAAUACAAAUAUAGAUGGAGCCUAGAUGGCUAGAACUUACACUGUACAAGAUGUAAGUAAUUAUAAAUGUAUAACCAUUGCUAUUGGAAAAUAGUUUUACCA